UCCAUUGUAUCCAAGAUGGCCGAUGAAGACCGUGAGAAGAAACUUGCUGCCGCUAGAAAAAAGCUCCAACGGUUCCAACAGAAGCGUACCCCAGCGAACUCUCCUGUCCCUGCUAAGACCCGGAAGGCAGACAACCCGGUCUCCACGCCCACUACACCACUGACAAAUAGCCAGCCCAGCAAGGCCUGCCCUCCUCCUUCCACACCGCCCAGGGCCGCCCAGGGAAGUCACAGUCACACCCCAGCCACUAGGCACAGCCCUCGGCAAAGUUUGAGCGCCAGCAGCUCGGGUCACCCAAACCCAGCCAACAGGGUAUUAAACAGUAGUUACCAACCAGCUAUUUCACCAUCUGCCAGUGCAGCAGAUGUCAGGCCGCUGUCUUCCACAGAGAGUCUACGCCAGUUGUCAAUGCAAGUUAAUGGGCUCGUCUCAGAGGCUGAGUACUUAAAUGGACUUGAGGAAGAUGCAGUGGAUACCAGGACCAGACUUGGACUUAAUGAGCUUGAGGUCAGGAAUCAGGAACUAGCAGCUGACCGGGAUGAACAUGCACUCUCCAACCAACAGUUGCAGCUGCAUGUCGAAGAGCUGAGGAGUCACAGCGAGAAACUUCAGGAUCAGUUGCAAAAGGAGCGCAAAGAGUCGGAGCAGCGACUGUUCAAAGAACAGAGCACCCUGAGGGAGCAGUUGCAGGUUCACAUCCAGACCAUCGGCAUCCUGGUCUCGGAGAAGUCGGACCUCCAGAGUGCUUUGGCACAGAGCCAGCAGAGCCUAAAGCAGAAAGCAGGCGAGGCGGACAAUCUGUCAAGUCGUCUGCAGGCCUCCAGGCAGAGAGUGGCAGAAUUGGAGAGGGAGCUGGCCAGUGUGUCGUCUACCAGUCAACAGUACCAGAAGACAAGUGCAGGCCUCGAUAAGGAGAAGGAUUCCCUCAAAUUGGAUGUCUAUAAAUUACAGAAAGCAAACGAGGAGUUGUCACAACGAAAUUCAGAAACCAGCAGCCAGCUCAAGACAAAGGUUUCAGAAACAUCCCAGCUGGAGCAACUGGUCCAAGAUUUGAAGGACCGCCUGAGCUCAGCCGAGCUGCGGGCCCACCAGCUAGCCAAUCAGAGCAGCAGUCAGCAGGAUACCCACGAUGCUCUGCUGAGGGUCCAGGAAGAGAAGGCCGACCUGGAGAGUAAACUUGCCCAGUACAAUCAGUCCUUCCAGCAACUGACGGCAGAGAGGGAGCAACUGGCCGAACAGUUCCAGCAGCACACUCAGCACUAUCAAAAACAAGCUCAGGAAUUGGUCCAACAGCUACAAACUCAAGCGCAAGAGAAGGAAGCACUUCUAGGAAAGCAAGCCGAACUGCAGAAACAAAUCACGGAAAUGGAAAAUGCCAAAGCUGCAGAUCCGGAGCGAGGAGAUCUCGUCAACCGACAAGAAGUUGAGCAGUUGCAGCAGAGGAUUGCUCAGCUUGAAGCAGAGAAGCAGUCGGUUCACGGCCAGUACCAAUUACAGGUGAGCGAUAACACCCAGCUCAGCCGCCUCUACCAGGAGAAGGUGGAGCACGUCGAGGAGCUGGAGCGACAGCUGGCCCGCCUACAGGAGGAGGCCAGCGACCGGGCCUCGCUCCUGGAGAGCGCCCAGGGUGACAAGGUCACCAUCAGCCGGGCCAUGGCCCAGAACAAGGAGCUCAAGGUGCAGCUGGAAGAGCUGCAGUCGGCGUUCGUCAAGAUGACCAACGACAACAUGGAGAUGUUGUCAAGCCUGCAGUCAGAGCAGCAUGUUGGUCAGGAGCUAGCCAGCCGACUGGGACAGCAAGAAGACGAACUGAAAGACUUGAAACAACAGUUGCAUUCUAAAGAGAACGAGUGCGACAUCUUGAAGAGCCAAAACUACAGCUUCAACAAACAGCUACUGCAGCAGGCCACCAUGGCCGACCGGGUCCAGCACUACGAGGCGCAGAGUCACAUCAGUGAAACCUUGCAGAAAGAUCUUUGCUGUAAGAAGGUGGAUUCGUUAUCUGCGGCCAUCAGACAGCUGGAGAUGGAGAGAGAUCAGCUCACUGAAUCAUUCCACGAGCAGCAGGCUCAGCACAAAGCCCUACUGGAAGAGAUGGAGAAGAUACGAAGACAACAAGGACAAGAACCGGCGGUGCUGCCUGAUGUGCAGUUCGUCUCCAAAGAAGCCUUUGACACCAUGAACGCAGCCAUGGACAUGCUACAGGAUCGGUUUGCUAGCGUCAUGAGGGAGAAGGCGGAGCUUAGCGAGAGGUGUCAGGAACUGGAGCACAUCAACCUGCAGCUGUCUGGCGAGACGGAGACAAUAGGUGAAUACAUUAGUCUGUACCACAGCCAGCGAGACAUGAUGAAAAGAAGACAAGAGGAGAGAGAACGCUUUGUGGUAUCAUUAGCCAAGGAGAAAGAAGAAAUGCAGCAAAAGCUGAACCAGCUGCAGAACCUCAUGAUGCAGUUGAUCCAGGAGAAGCAGCGCCCGGCCCACUCACGCACCCCCAACCAGUUCCCAUCAUUCCUGGGUUCCCCUUCCUCAACCCCUGGGGGCGCUAACCCAAUCAACUCCCCAGCCUCGCCGUUCGGUGGUCUGGUGACCGACGCCCACCACCAUCACCAGAAUCAUAGUAAGAAGCACCAGACGCUGAGCGGCAGCUUAGACAGUACCACUUUAGACGAUGACAGCGACGGUGACGACUGGCCAUCUAGCAGCAGCGACAGUAUAGAGGAGGCUACCAUGGCCGAGCACUACCACACCGCCCACAACCUGACCCUGGACAACUCCUCUCCCCAUCACGGGCCCGGCCCCCGGCCCACCACGGACCACACAGCCCAGCAGAUCAUGGAGCUGCUGGAGCAGAUCGGGGGCUCGCACAUCAUCGACCGGGGUACCAUCUUGGACCGGGACUUUGCACCCUGCAAGUGCUGCAGCGGGCACCUGGUGGAUGUAUGAUUCACCUCAUCAAAUUCCAGGCUUUUUGAUUUCUCCGUUGGGAGAGAGAAAAACCUAGAGGUUUUGCAUUCGGGAUUUCGCUGCUUGUGGAUUUCACAGUGUCUGUCCUUUGCAUGAUGGGAGGGAUUUGAACGUGCUUCGGUCAAAGAAACGGCUUCUGGGGAUGUUUCGUUGCUUCUCUUUGGUUGCACGAUGGCUGUGAAUGAACACAUCAGCAUGGCACCUUUUGCUUACUGUACUCUGUUCAGUUGUGCUUCUAUAAAGUGUGUCAUUUAUUGCAGUGUAAGCACAGGACAAUACACAUUCACUGCCAAGGUUUCUCAGAGCAUCCCUGACUCGGGGAAGAAAUUUCCAGAAUUUGUUUUUAGUCAAGACAACGAAUGUUAGUUGCCACCGAGACUGAACACAAAAUACCUUUGCUUGGGCGUGCUAGCAGUCUGCAUGUUUCCAGUUCAUUUGUGAAGCGAUGUCAAACGGAUAACAGCAUAAACCCAGCAUUUUUGUUGCUGUGAGGACCAAACUUACCUCAGUUGAAAAGCUUAAAGGCCUGAGGAGGAUCAAAUUUGCUGCACUUCGUAUGCCGAGCUGCAAAGACAAUUGUAUUCCAAGUGCCUUAUUUUCUUGUGAAGGGAAGAGAAUCCGUGUAUUAGCUUUGUGACGUUGUGCGUGUCAUCAGAACACCUGUGUGUGUACGAUUACUGGGAUACCUCCGGGUGUGGCCAGAUUUUUCUGUCUCCCUUUGUCCGUACUGUAUGGAAGAAAUACUGCAGUCAUCCACAAGCUCGCGCAUGGUUUGACCUUGUGAGAACGGCCCACAAUCGGUGAAUACUUCCUGCAGCGUCAGUUUGAAUUCUUGGGAAGACCGUUCAGUUUUGGUGUGGGAUCCUAUCCUGCUGUGAGGAGCCGGCUGUUGUCAUGAGUAUCCGAGCAUGUUGUAAAAUAUAUAUUCAGAAAAGAUAUUUGAACUGUUUGAGCGCAUAGAAAAUGCAAGCUCACCGAGAAACAAAGGAGAUUGAAUUUGAUUUGGAAGUUGUGCUCUGCAUGGUUGACAGUUUAGCGUGACUGAUGCCUGAACAUGUACAUUGCAAGAUCACCUUCCAAGAAAAUGUAAAUAGUUCCCUUUCGCCCACGGGCAAGGCGCCAAGGAAAGGACUUGCGGCGUGCCAGCAUCGGUAUCGCAAGUGCGAAUGGCAUGGCCAGUUUUCAGUUGAAUGUGCACAAAACAAGCCAACAGGAGGGCACCCAAUGCAGUUCCAGUUUCACUGAGCUGCCGGGCAGCAUGCACUGCAUGGCGCACGGUAAUGAGCUUGGCCAAAAACCAGCGGAGGUAAUCUUUUUUUUUUUGGUUUGUCAAUUUUGUUUUCCUCCAUCAGUGGUAUUUUCAGCAGUGAGAGUAGCAGGAGGCGCGAGUAGUUCCAAAUCGUCCCCCGUUCAUAUUUUCUGUCCUGUCACAGCAAAGGACGUAGUUGCCCAGUACUGACCACGUGUUAAUUUGUAUUUAUUUAGUACUGACUGCCCUUUAGUAUCUCGGAAAUCCAGUUGGCGAGCCCACUCGAAAACCUAACUGAGGUUUUGCACUCAAAUUGACAUGGUGAAUAGGCGAGAUCGGCAGUGUCUCCCAAAUUGCAACUGAAGUUUGAAACCGUGGUUAUUAGGCUUUAGACUGAAAACAUGAUAAUUCGGACAGGAGGCAUGGUUCAGUAUGUGCAGUUCAUAAAAUGUGGCAUCGGCAGUCCGUUAUCGGACAAGCUGUAGCCUCGAAGCUUCCCUGUCUGUUCUCAUUGAAAAGCAAAAUCUAAUCUAGUAUUGUUUUAGUCGAAUCCAUCACGAAUUCCUUCACAAGCCCAACCAGAAGUAAACUGAGCUGAACAGUGACAAAGGAAUGGUUUUGAAACAGUUCACUUUAAGAGCUUGUGACUUGGCCAAAUACUGAAUGAUUUCUGGUGGACUGUAAGAGCCUUGCGUUGGACUGGACUCCAGCACUUCCAUCUAGCUAUUCGUGCAAUUUGUGAGCAAAUCACAAAUGAGGUUGUUCAAUCCAUAUUUCUAGUGAACAUUUGAAACUCCUAAAAAAAACGAAGAGAAAAAAAUAACAAGAAAGUUUGUUUUGUGUUUAUUUUCCACCAAGAAACGUGUCUUUUAUGUUCGUUUCAGUAAAACAUUCCAGAAUUCUAAAAUAUUUUGUUGUGCUAGAAUAGAUGUUACGGAGUGUCUCAAAUUUGGAGCCCCCUUUUUUUUAGCACGGUCCUUUCUUUGUGGGAAUAUUGAGUGUUUUCUGUGGAACGUUAUUAGCAUUCCAGGUUUUGAAAAGUCUUCUUAUAAUAACAGUUGCAUCCACAUUCCAUGGAAUUGGGGAUUCUCUUGUCGUGGAUGGAAGAACAAAUUCUGACCCACAAAUUCAGAUGAUAAGGAACUGUUGGCCAAUGCAACAAAAUCUGACCACUUGAUGUUUUGAAUAUCGGCAUAACACUUCACAGAGCAGUUUUUGUUUUUGUCAGGUUUUUCGCUGCUUGUCCUCGCGUGGGUUUUAUUUCUCUAUCAAGUUUUUUGUUGCUUUCUGUAAACUUCAAAAGUUGUGAAAAAAGCAAACUAUAUUUGAUAUUGACAAAAAUAUAUACAGUCAGUGCUCUUAUAAGUUUGAAAUAAUUAUAUCAUUUUUUUUCUUUAAGUAACAGAUGUUUAAUAGAAAUAUUAUUUAUGAUUUAACCUUAAUGUUUAGCUAGGUAUUGAGGGAAAGUUUUUUCUUUAUUGGCAAACAGUUUGAUCUGCAAAAAUACCGCAACAACUUCAUCAUGUUUGUCUGAAUCGCUAGUUACCAUCGAGAGAUUUUAUUUUUGAUCAGGAAAUUUUAUUUCAUUUUGUUUGUGCACAAUAUUAAAGAAGUUACUAAAAACUCUGGCCAGAUGAAUGUUCCUGGUCCUCCUGAAAAAAGAUACUUAAGGUUUGAGGAAAUCUAGUAUUAUUGACCGACUUGAAGACUACUUUUACGAUGUUUCACUUCAGCAAAAGAAGUCAACAGUGUGUAGUAUGUUACCUGGUUUUGAGGGGAAAAGGUAACGUCAGAAAGGCCUCACUGCACGAUGAAUGUUACAUUUUGUUCAGAUGUGAGCGAAAAAAAAUGUUUCUCUUCCGCUCGGGAGAUUAACUUGUGUUUAGGAGAGUAAGGUCAAAGCAGACAAAAAUUAUUAUCGCUGUCAAUAGUUUUGGGUGUAAAUAUGGACAAUUCUCGUGACAAAGUCGGGAUGAACUGUCAUGGUUGUGGAUAUGUAGGAUAUGAAAGAACUAUAAAUAACGGUAAUGCUGAUGGC
Messenger RNA from Acanthaster planci (crown-of-thorns starfish), 6251 nucleotides. Its product is annotated as golgin subfamily A member 2-like. The record is from RefSeq and is a predicted model, not a curated record. Gene Ontology annotation, cellular component: Golgi cisterna membrane; Golgi apparatus; Golgi cis cisterna. Lineage: Eukaryota; Metazoa; Echinodermata; Asteroidea; Valvatida; Acanthasteridae. Gene Ontology annotation, biological process: Golgi organization.